GAGGAAGAGGAGAAAGAGGAAGAGGAGGAGGUAGAGGAAGAAGAAUAGGAGGAGGCAGAGGAAGAAGCAGAGGAAGAAGAGGAGGCAGAGGAAGAAGAGGAGGAGGCGGAGGAGGAAGAAGAGUAGGAGGCAGAAGAAGAAGAGGAGGAGGAGGAGGAAGAGGAGGAGCAAGAGAAGGAAGAAGAGGAGGAGGUGGAGGAAGAAGAGGAGGAGGCAGAGGAAGAGAAGGAGGAGGUGGAAGAGGAAGAAGAGAAAGAGGAGGAAGAAAAUGAGGAGGCGGAGGAGAAAGACGAGGAGAAGGCGGAGGAAAAAGAGGAGGUGAAGGAAGCAGAGGAGGAGGUAGAGGAGUAA
Molecule: messenger RNA, 351 nt
Organism: Entelurus aequoreus (snake pipefish)
Lineage: Eukaryota; Metazoa; Chordata; Actinopteri; Syngnathiformes; Syngnathidae
Product: glutamic acid-rich protein-like
Exons: 1
Source: RefSeq, a predicted model, not a curated record